CUAGAUCGGAGUCAGAUUGUGCGAGAGUCGAACAAGUGAGGGCGCUCGUUGAAGGAGCGAAUUACAGUUUUUUUCGAAGGCAGUUCGUUUGUGUUUGAAAGCGGUGAAGAUUCGCUAAUUUCAUCAACAUGGGAAGCAAUUCUAGGGGAAAGGACAAGAAGACCGCGUCGAAGCGACGUGUUAGCAGCAGCGACAGCAGCAGUAGUGACAGCAGCUCUGCUAACUCCUCAUCAUCGGAGUCGGAAUCAGAAGCGCCGAUUCAGAUCAAGAAACAAAAAGUGGACUCGGCAACCAAGAAGCAGCGCAGGCGAGAGAAGAAACGAGAAGAAAGACGGAAGAAAAAGAAGGAACUAAAUAAAAUCUCCAGGGAUGACUUUUAUCACAAGAGUACGGAGUUCAGAUUAUGGCUUGUCGAAGAGAAAGGCAAAUAUUUUGACCAGCUGUCAGGGUCAAAAGCCAAGUCCUACUUCAAGAGAUUCGUGAAAAAGUGGAACAGCGGAAAACUUUCAAAGAAGUUCUACAGAGGUAUCGACCAUGAGGACGCAAGAACGUCUUUGACCAAAUACAAAUGGAAGUUUGCAGAGCUUCACACACCCCCAAAGAAACUGGACAUCGCCAAAUACAGUGACAGACACAACACCGCGAGGGGUGGGGAGCACAUGACCCCCGUGGCGGACGGACUCAUGAAGCCCAAGACGUUCUCGACAUUCGGCAAAUCGUCAUCAUCCGGUUCUCAGGAGGACGACUGUGGCACUUCGAUCGGUCCCAGUAGGCCUGUACAGGGUCCGGCAAGGCCUGUGCAGGGCCCGACAAGACCUAUACAGGGGCCCAUGUUACCAGGUUCGACACUUUCCCAAGCAGAACACGAGGACAGACAGGAACAGAGUGCACAACAGCUCAGGAAAGAGAGAAAAGAUUUCAGGAAACACAACCAAAUGGUUAUGGAAGAACUUGUACCCAAGGCUACAGGUCACGAAGCCAGGAUCGAGAAGAGACUAGCACGAGCUGACAAGAGACGACAAAGGGGGAACAGUCCGGAGACGAGAGAAUCGUUUCUGUUUGGCGGAAAGACCGACAUCCAAUCACAGCUGGACGCUCAUCGGCAGAAGAAGGAGCAAAGACGGGAACGGUUAGAGGACAAGGCUGCCACCAAGUUGGAGGUUUACCGGGCUAAGGAGAAAGCUAAAAUGACGGCACUGCUUGAGCAAGCAAGGGCCAGCAAAAGUGCCAACGCCCUUUGGUGAUCACGUUGGUAGUUCAGAGGAGCUUUCAACUUUGUCAUCCUUUUGAGCUGGUAAAUAGUAUGUUUGAUUUCAAAUUAAGUUGAUGUGUCUUUCGUUUUUCUGUUUUUCUGGUGCUGCCAAAAUUCAUGAAUGAAAUGUACUUUUAGGGGGAAAACCAAAUGUGAAUUUUGAAAUAAUUUGUAACUCUGAAUUUUAAAUAUACUUUUAAUUUUAUGUUGGAGUUUUA
Molecule: messenger RNA, 1470 nt
Organism: Patiria miniata (bat star)
Lineage: Eukaryota; Metazoa; Echinodermata; Asteroidea; Valvatida; Asterinidae
Exons: 11
Coding region: 129-1244 (371 amino acids)
Source: RefSeq, a predicted model, not a curated record